This is a messenger RNA of Notechis scutatus (mainland tiger snake), 1623 nucleotides long. NCBI's taxonomy places the organism in Eukaryota, Metazoa, Chordata, Lepidosauria, Squamata, Elapidae. The record is from RefSeq and is a predicted model, not a curated record.
UGAAGUCCACACGUCUUAAAGUUGCCAAGUUUGGAGACCUCUGCUUUAGAGUUUGAGAAGAAUUGAGAACGGAGAAGAAAUGGAUCUCCUCAUUUUCCCCCUUGGGGAUCCCGAGAUCUAGAACUCCGGGUUCCUUGGAAACACAGCUCGCCCUGUGUCAAGCGAUGUCUGGGACAACCAUUUCCUCCUUAUCACCCUCAUCCUCCCAAGUCUUGAAUGAGGCUUGUAUGUCUGUUUGAUUAACACCUUUCAUCUCUCUCUAACCCACAUUUUGUAGAACUUUGAAACGUGAAGUAAUGCCCAGUUGUGUACGUUGGUUGUAACUUAACCUGGCUUCACUCUUGUAUGAUUUUUAUUUUUAUUAUUUUAAACAUAUUUCUCCCUCCCAUCUCUCCUCCCCUCCUCUCCCCAACAUGCGUGCUGCUGGUUUUAAAUCCCGUGCCAUUACACCUCUGUGGUUUUAGUUUUAGCUGGCCUAUCCGAAGAGUAGCCAGUAAUGCUCUUGUUUUACACUUUGCAGGACCGCAGGGGAAGCCGGCUGCGUAUUUCAUGGCCGGCCCUGAGCAAGACCGAAGGCCUGGGCCCACCCCUGGCUUGCCGUUGAACAGUCCGCAGCCCAGUCCACUCGGAGGAGAAACUGACUUCUUUGGGCGGGGCGGCCUCUCCAGCAACAGCUCCUUCCACAGCAGCAGCGAAGGCGAAGGGACCGACCACGAGGGAGACCUCUUGGACUGCAGCGGAUCCAGACCUCUGCUGAUGGACUCGGAAGAGGAAGAGGAGGCUUGCAAAAUGAACCCCCCUCUCCAGGAAAGGGAGAGGGGUUCCCAGAAGGACUUGAGCCUCCAACCAUCUCCAGGGCCACCUCUGUUCAACGCCUUCCCACCACGGCCCGCGGAAAUGCCCGAAGGAGACACCGACGUGUUUUCCACGGCCCCUUUCCGAAGCUCUAGAAGCUACUGCGAUGAGUUGGACAUUUUCACGAAGGCCCCGUUUCUCUCCAAAAGCCAAGUCUUCUCUAAGCAGCUGGAUGACGGCGACGUGUUCCUCAGAGCACCCUUCACCAAGAGGAAGAGCCAGGAGGAGCUGGCGGCUCACAGUGUCGUGAAAGAACCUCCGGCCACCGGGCCGUUCCUGGGCUCCGCUGAAGUUGCUCAGUACCCGCGUGGCCCUACACUCCAGAACCUGGACGUGGGAACCCAUGGCUCCCGUCCUCCCCAAGGCCAGUAUUCGGGGGCCUCAUCGCUUCGGCCCUCGAGAGCAACAGUUGAUGGCCCAGAGGCCCACCCUCCCAAAGGCGGCGCCUCUGGAGAACUGGGCCCCGUUACCCAUGAUGCACUCCAAAGGCACGUGGGCCUCCAGGAAGGCUUCUUGGCAUCCAAGACCAGCCCGCCUUUCCACCCACGGUCCUUAGCGAAGUACUCCCGCCACUACAGUCCAGAAGGCGGGCACGGGGCCGAUGCCCAACCCAUCGCGGCAUACAAAGUUGUAUCUCAGACCAACAAGCAGGUGAUAGCCGGGUCGGUCUCUAUCGCCUCUAUUUCUUCCAGGACUAAAGAACUGCCCACCACUGACCCAUUUGCGUCGGCCCCCUUUCCUUCCAAACAGGGGAAGCCGAAACCCUAA